CGUUUCAAUGAUUAUCAAAUCAUUUUUCAGCCUUGUCUUUACAUUCUAACGUUCAACUCAGCUUUGUCAACUUUUGCAUCAAAGCGUUUUACUAUAUCUACAAUACAUGUUUGCAACUUGAAAAUGUCUUUCCGUUCAGCGAAUUAGCUUUCAUAUUUAUUUGUCUAGAAAAAUGGCUAAUAAUGCGGUAUACCAACAGGGACUAUGUAGAACGUACUGUACAAGUCAUGUAACUGCUAGUCAUGUCUCACAAUACUAGAGCAAGACAAUCAUGCUUUGUCAUGUCUCUAUAUUGUGGGUUAUGUGAAGGUACGUUUUUGUUACUAUUAUCAUAUAAUCACCCCCCAAUUCCUUAUCUGUUGUAUCCUAAUUUCAAAAGUGAAUUGAAAGUAAACUUGUCUUGGUCAGCUGUAUCACCUAGACCUCACCGAUGUGAAUACCACAAUAGUCUACAGAAGACUGAGGUCUGAUAGUAUACGUUAGCCUAAUGUAUUGCGCGGUUUUACAGUACAGGUGUCCUUUUUAACGAAACUGGCACAAAAAUUUCCCAUUCUCCUACGCAGAGACAUCUAGCGGCGCCAGCAAACCGCCUCUUGUCUGUCUGGAAUUUGCUAUGUUAACUGUUACCAUAUCAUCAGUUCCUGACCACCCUGCUUAUAAAUACUGAUGAUCUUACCCUUCUUUAUAUAUACGAGAUCCCUUUUGAAAACUGAAAGCCAUAUCCUCUGAUUGGCUGACAGCUGGUUUGUGGCGACGCCCACAGGAACUGAUGGUGAUGGUUGAGAUAGCAGAGUACUUAGUUGGCGCCGUUGGAUGUCUCUGCGUAGGAGAAUGAAACUUCCUGGCAUAAAGCUCUUGUUUUCGUUUUAGGAUUUUCUCACCUAUUUUGCGCCAUCAGGUAUGUCUGAGGAACUUCAGACGAUAACGAUGCAGAGAAACGUCCCGACCACUCAGGCAGCUCUUGGAGUGGUGGCGUCUGGCCUAACUGUAGAGCCACGGUCCAUACCGACUCUGUCGUGUGACGUCACCGUUGAUGACACACAAGAAACAGAUACUGCCGUGUCUGAAGAUGUUUAUAAAAGUGACGAUGGUGAUGAUGACCUGGAUUUGAACGAACCAUCUGAGAGCACCAAUCAUCCAUCAGAUGCCACACCCAUGCAGCAGCAGCAGACUGAUUGGAGGUCAAUCGCGGACGCCGCUGCGAACGUGCCCAACCCAAUGUACGCCCAAAGAGCAGAUGGGGAACCUGCUCCUCGAGUCCUACUGUGUUCCUCUCGCACAUGCGCACAGCUGGUUUGUGCAUUCAUCACGGCAUCCGUCGGAGUAGCAAUGAUCCUGACAGGAGUCUUUAUCGCCGGGCCCCUGAAAUCCCCUCCGCCCAACCCUCUGUAUCCUACAACGCAGAUUAGGACCGUCGAGGUUUUCACAUCGACCGCGUACACCAACACAGCCAUGACAACUUUUGACUAUAUCACAACAAGAAAGAACUUACACACCUCUAUCAGCCAGUAUGGUAAAGGGACAAUGGAAGAUGAUGGAAAACGGGACGUCAUCACAUUCGGUGGGCGGGGAUCAAUGUUAGGGAAGUUUACUUGCCUAGCUGGAGUUGCUGUAUCAUCUAGAAACGAGAUAUUCGUAGCGGAUCAUGAUGACCGCCGAGUACAAGUAUUUAACAUGGAUGGGGUUUACAUUCGUCAUUUCUUGACAACUGUUCCCGAGAAACCUGGCAGUAUCAUGACUCCGCAGGAUAUCUCAAUUGACGACGAUGAUAACCUAUGGGUAGUGGGCAAGUUGGAAAUUGUUGGCUCGUAUGCCGUACAGUACGACAGGGAUGGUCGUGCGUUGGCUAAGUUUGGGGUUCCAAACAGUAUCAGCAUUCAUGGUAUUGCCGUGGAUUUAAAAAGUGACAACAUCGUUAUCACAAAAUAUGACAUCGGAGGCUGCAAGAUGUUCAUAUAUCAUUCAAACGGCACGUUUGUUAGGAAACUUCAGAUCUCCUGUUCAUCAUCGAUUGCCGUUAACAGAGAUGGGGACAUUUGCACGUUAGACUACAACAUUGUUCACGUGUUUAACCAGACAGGACAUCUUCUGUUCAAUUUUGGGGGUGAUGGCAGGGAUAAUGGCGGGCGGACAUAUCCCCGAGAUAUCUGUACUGACAUGUCCGGUCAUAUCUUGGUGGCAAAUCAAGGACAAUGGCAUGAGAAGAGUUGGGUGUCCAUUUUUAGCGGUCAAGGGAAAUUUGUUCGCAAAGUUGCUACUGAACUAAGGAGGAUUUAUCGUAUUGCAGUGGGACCAGAAGGACGGCUGUUAGUUACAGCACGUACUAAAUCGAUUUUGACAGAAAACUUUGCCCUGCAAGAUGUAAAGGAAGGCAUUGUGUAA
Molecule: messenger RNA, 2382 nt
Organism: Branchiostoma floridae (Florida lancelet)
Lineage: Eukaryota; Metazoa; Chordata; Leptocardii; Amphioxiformes; Branchiostomatidae
Exons: 5
Coding region: 901-2382 (493 amino acids)
Biological process (GO): proteasome-mediated ubiquitin-dependent protein catabolic process; protein polyubiquitination; negative regulation of translation
Molecular function (GO): ubiquitin protein ligase activity; protein binding; translation repressor activity
Source: RefSeq, a predicted model, not a curated record